AUGUCUCCGGCGGCGGCGGCGGCGCCACUGGACGACGAAAACCUACUCGCCGAGAUCCUCCUCCGCCUCCCGCCGCUGCCAUCCACCCUCCUCCGCGCCUCCCUCGUCUGCAAGCGCUGGCGCCUCCUCGUCUCCGACGUCCGCUUUUUCCGCCGCUUCCGCGAGCACCACCGCCACAGCCCUCCCCUCCUCGGCUGCUUCGUCGAAGGCGACCGAUGCGUCUCCUACACGCCCACCAUGGAUCCCCCCGACCGCGUCCCCGCCGAGCGCCUCUCGUUGCAGCUCGACGAGACCUGCCACUCCUGGGUCCUCGGCAGCCGCCACGGCCUCGUGCUCAUCUCCCCCAACUCACGGAAUCACGUCCUGGUGUGGGACCCCGCCACCGGCGAGCAGCACCGGAUCGCUUUUCCCCCAGGGUUCGUCGGGGUCGCGAACUCGAUCCACGGGGCGGUGCUUCGCGCCGCCGGCGAGGCCGGCCACUUCCAGGUGAUCUUGGUAGGGGUUGGCGGACAAGACAAGCAACACAUGCGAUUGCUCGCCCGCGUUUACUCGUCGGAGAAAGGCGUCUGGGGUGCUCUCAUCUCACCACUGAUUCCAUUCGAGGGAUAUACUACUAGGGGUAUUUUCGCCAUCUAUUUUCGGGGUUUCUCGGCUCUGAUGCUUGGGAAUUCCUUUUACUGGUGCCUUGGCGGGCGUUCGGAUGCAAUUCUCGAGUUUGAUUUGGAGAGGCAGACCCUAGAUGUGAUCCGAAUACCAUCGUGUCUGUCUGAAGUGGACCUUCUCCAGUUCGCGGUUAUGCGGGCGGAGGGUGGUGGACUGGGUUUACUCUCCAUAUUAGGCUUCACCGCCCAAUUAUGGAAGAGAAAGACUGAUUGUAAUUGUGUUGCAUCAUGGGGGGUGGCAACAACUAUUGAACUGGACAAGCUACUUUCCCUUAAUCCAGAGAAGGAGAGAGUGCAACCCCUGAUAGAAGGGCUUGCCGAGUACAAUAAUGUGGUUCUCCUGACUACAGGUGGUGAUUGUGUCAUCAUGCUGCAGCUUGAGUCACUGCAAUUCAAGAAAUUUUAUGAGACUACCAACGCCUUUUAUCAUCAUCAAUUCGAAAGUGUUUAUUCUGCAGGUAAUAGCUUUGCCUUUAUAACUUAUAAUGAAGUUGUGCUGUAG
This is a messenger RNA of Aegilops tauschii subsp. strangulata, 1164 nucleotides long. RefSeq lists its product as uncharacterized. Gene Ontology annotation, molecular function: protein binding. Lineage: Eukaryota; Viridiplantae; Streptophyta; Magnoliopsida; Poales; Poaceae. The record is from RefSeq and is a predicted model, not a curated record.